UGAGAGAGAGGGAGAAAGAGACCGCAAGUGCAAGAGGACAGAGAGAAGGAAAGAGAGGGACAGGCUUCAGGGUUGGGGUGUGUGGCCUUUUUGCCUAGUAGAGUCACUCAGGAGCCCAGUUCUUAGUAGAGGAGCUUCAGAUCUUUCAGUCAUCAGAGGUCUGGUCAGACUGAGCUUCUGGGUGCAGGUACUGAGGAUGGCGGUACGGAUGUUGAUGGUGUGUGUGCUGGGCACACUGCUUUGUCAGGUGUGGAGCUCUGCAGAACCUCAAAGCAAUGAGGAAGAGCUGCAUGUUCGGACCCUUUACCCAUGGAGGAAUAAAGGCAAUGGAGUGGUCAGGGUGAAGAGGGACUGGAUCAUCCCUCCGAUCAGAGUGCUGGAGAAUAGCAAGCAGGUUCCUGAAGACCUUGUCCAGAUCAAAUCGGACAAAAUCUUUACAGGUGAGGUGAUCUACAAGUUAGAGGGACCGGGGGUGGACCAGGAGCCUAAGAAUCUGUUCGAGAUCGAUGAUAAAACAGGAGUAAUCAGGAGCAAGCGACCGCUGGACAGAGAGAAAUACAGCAGCUUCACGCUGAAAGCUUUUGCGCUGUCCCCCAGUGGAGAGAGACUAGAGAAUCCUACCACCAUCGAGAUAGUGGUCUUGGAUCAGAACGACAACAGACCUGCCUUCACUCAGAGUCAGUUUGUUGGCACUGUCCCUGAGUUCUCAGUCCCAGGCACGUCAGUGAUGUCAGUGUCAGCCACUGAUAAAGAUGACCCAAUGACAGAAAACGCUUUUCUGAGCUACUCUAUCAUUGGCCAGGAGAGCAUUCCUGCCAACGCUGUUACCAAGACUAUGUUUGGUAUCAACAACGAGACAGGAGCCAUCUACACAAGAGAUGUAGGCCUGGACCGAGAGGUGGUGAAGGGUUUCCGGUUAAAACUGCAGAUUGCUGAUAUGGGGGGCAUGGGACUAACAAGUGAAGGUGUGGCAAUCAUACAUAUAUCCGAUAUCAACAACCACGCCCCACAGUUCAGCCCUGACUCGUACAAUAUGAUAGCAGUGGAGAACAGGAAGGACUAUGAGAUUGGCCGGGUGAAUGUGACGGACAAAGAUGAUCAUGGAACACGAAACUGGGAGGCCAAAUACUUCAUUUCGAACGACCUUGAUGGAAAAUUUGCCAUCAGUACGGAUCCUGCCACCAACGAGGGUGUUCUGACGGUGGUGCAGCCUUUGGAUUUCGAGGCACAGAAUGAGUACACCCUGAUUUUGUUGGUGGAAAAUGUCAAUCCUCUGAGCAACAAGGCUCCCAACCACCCAGUGAGCAGCGCCACAGUGGUGGUGACUGUUGUGAAUGAGAAUGAAGCACCGCAUUUCAAAGAAGACCCCAUACGGAUUGUGGUGCCUGAGUCUGUGGAUCCUGGGACUUUACUGAAAAGCAACAUCGCCAUUGACCCUGAUAACUCUGACCUGAGGUAUGAGAUCAGCAGAGAUCCUGAGAGAUGGCUGGACAUCAACAGGGAUACAGGAGACAUUACUACCAGGAGAGCCUUUAACAUGCGGUCUCCACAUGUUAGAAACAACAUCUACAAUGCUGUUGUCAAAGUUACAGAUGCUGAUGGUGUGUCAACCACUGCCACACUGAUCAUCACACUGAAGGAGACCAAUGACUUCCCCCCUCAGAUCUUCCCUCUCAGUGGCUCUGUGUGCAGGGAUACAGGACGAACAAGUUCUGGUCUGAUUGUAACUGCUGUGGAUGAAGACUUUCCUCCACAUGCUGCACCCUUUACCUUUGAAAUACCCGAUUAUCUGCCAAUCAACUGGACUAUUAAUCCCGUCAAUGGAACUCAUGCCAUGCUUCAACCCCUUGUGGAGCUGGAGGCAGGAGAGUAUGCGGUCACGGUGCUUGUGUCAGACUCUGGCAGUCCAGUUAUGAGCGCUUAUGCUCAGGUCAAUGUCACUGUGUGCCUGUGUGACUCCUUUGGAGAUUGUAAGUCUGAGGCGGGAGCUCUCCUCGGCUCGAGUGUGGGAAUCAGCUUCAUUGCUCUCAUCAUCAUCAUGGCCUGUAUUGCACUCCUACUGCUGCUGCUCCUGCUGGCUGUGGCGGUGACCACCUGUGGAAGACGGCACCAUAUCAAGAAAGGAACAGGUCUGCUCGUCGGGGAAUCAGAAGACGAUAUCCGUGACAAUGUCUUCAACUAUGAUGAGCAAGGAGGGGGCGAGGAGGAUGAGAACGCCUUUAACAUCGACCUUCUGUGGAAUCCCCAUGAUGCACCUUCAACCCCGGGGCUCUACUACCCUGGUGUUCCUCGGGGAAAGCAGCCCCUCAGGAAGGAUGCCCCGCAUAACCUGCCCUCACCUACCUACCCACGGAGGCCUCCUGCAGAUCCCACUGACAUUGAGGACUACAUCAAUGAUGGCCUGGAGGCUGCAGACAACGAUCCUAAUGUGCCUCCAUAUGACACAGCCCUGAUCUAUGACUAUGAGGGAGAGGGCUCACUGGCAGGCAGCCUCAGCUCAAUCGCUUCAGGCAGCUCUGAUGGAGACCAAGACUACGACUACCUCAACGACUGGGGACCACGCUUUAAGAAACUGGCCAACAUGUAUGACCCACGUUAAGGUGGACAUCAUCCCACAGAAAGAAGACCUGUGUGAUUCAGCAGAGGUUAGGGACACAGAUCAUGCCUCAGGUGUUUUUCUGGACAAAGAGAAAAAAAAGAUUUUAGUCCAGGAUGAGAUUUAAAGGGUGCCAAAGGAAAACAAAUGCUAUGCAAAACCAUGAGCCUUUAAUCUAACGUGCCUUGGGUUUUAUUGAGGAACAUUCGGACAUGACUGACAGAAUGGCUCUGUGAAAAGUUUUUGUGGUUAGCUCGGGAGAUGUAAAUGAGAUAGUAAAAUCCUGUGUUGACAUGAUCAGCCACAAGGAGAGGCGCUGUGCAUGGUACAAGGCAGACAGAAUGUGUGUUGAAAUGAUUGUCCAUGUCUGGUUUGGUUUAUCCUCAGACUUGGAUUGCUCAGUAAUGAUGCGUACGCCAAGUCUGAAAUAUAAGGAAACCUUUUGAAAUGUAUUUCUUUCUUUUUUUUAUAUAAGUGAUUAUUUUGUAAGAUAAAUUUACUUUGUUAUUGAUUUUGUUUGUUUUUCUUUCUCGUCACAAAUCCUCCAUUCCAGCCUCCGUUGAUCUUUUUGGACUCUCAGCACAAAAUAUUACUCCACAAAACAAAACAUACUGUACCACACAAUAUUCUGUGAUCUCAUUGUUUGGAGGUGAAUUAUGUUUUUUUUUGUUUUUCUUUUUUUAAAUAUGUUAAUUAAAUUGAAGUUUUACUGGUGUCUACAGAAUAAAUGUAAAUGUUUUAUUUACUGUGUGUAUUGUUCAUAUCAAAUAAGUGCCUCUUCACAGGCUUACAAGUUAAUUCAUACACACACAAAUACUACAUGAAGAGCAACACAAUAUUUAAAUAAAACUUUAUUUUAAUAUUUCGCAACAUCAUCCUUUGGAGUGUCACAUUCACAUUGUGGCAAUCAAACCGAUAAACAGCGCCUAAGUUUUUUUUUUUUUUUCAAAGAAAACACUAACUCAACCUGUUCCAUCUAUUCAGUCAGUAUGUGGAAUAAUAUCUGCCACUUAAUCAUCAACAUGACAGAUGAUUUCAUAUUAGGGCCUUAAAGGGGUAUUUCAAAAUGUAAAAUGUUUCUUCACAAGUGCACACUAUUAGGUAUAAAUGUCCACUGCAAUCUACAACAAUCCGUUCUAAUUGCAAACGGCAGCUCACUUGAAAAUGAAACAAUAACGUGGACCUCAAUGUGUUUGUGUAGACGUGAAUCACUUGAAUCCAAACCUGUAUAUGCUCUGUUUUGUGUAUUAACAGUGUUUGGGAAUUAUAAAACACAAUUGUUGAAUUCACAUACAGUAAAUUAGUAGCUUUGGGCUUAGUAUACACUUUAGGUUAUUGAGUGACAUCCUGUUUAAAUAGAGUUUCAGGGCAAAAUAAUGUGG
Molecule: messenger RNA, 3978 nt
Organism: Larimichthys crocea (large yellow croaker)
Lineage: Eukaryota; Metazoa; Chordata; Actinopteri; Sciaenidae
Gene: cdh15
Product: cadherin 15, type 1, M-cadherin (myotubule)
Exons: 14
Coding region: 197-2599 (800 amino acids)
Biological process (GO): cell morphogenesis; cell-cell adhesion mediated by cadherin; cell-cell junction assembly
Cellular component (GO): plasma membrane; catenin complex; adherens junction
Molecular function (GO): cadherin binding; calcium ion binding; beta-catenin binding
Source: RefSeq, a predicted model, not a curated record